Molecule: messenger RNA, 1406 nt
Organism: Symsagittifera roscoffensis
Lineage: Eukaryota; Metazoa; Xenacoelomorpha; Acoela; Convolutidae
Product: glutamine synthetase-like
Cellular component (GO): membrane; cytoplasm
Molecular function (GO): glutamine synthetase activity
Source: RefSeq, a predicted model, not a curated record
GCAAAACAAAUGAUUACAUAUAGAAAACACUUUUAUACAAUGAUUCGGCGCGAAUGAAGCACUCAGAUUGAAGAUAAUAUUCAAAUAAACUAUUGUAUAUCAAAAACUAUCUUGCUAGAUGCACAUUUUCAUCUGUGCUAGAAUUUGUGAGUAAAAUUGCUCGGAAGCAGGGUUAAAAUAAGAAAAAAUCAUUCAACAAUGGACGAAGUUCCCGAAUUAGCGAAGAAUGUGGACUUCACCCGAUUCACUUGGUGUGACACGAUGGGUAUACCCAGGUGCAAAGUGAUCACACGUGAGGCCCUGAGUUCCAUGGUCGGCUGCGGAAUUGGAAUGUGUUCCCUUGCAUGUGUGUUUGAUGCCUCCACUACACCCGCGAACUACCCAAAGAUAGCGGAUCGAGGGUACCCCGACGUGUUCGCUGUGCCCGACUGGGGAUCGUGGCAUUUCGCGCCCUGGUCGGGAAGCGAUACUGGGUCGAGUGUAGCCGAAGUAAUGGUGGAGCUGCAUGAAAAGGACGAAGCUUCCACUCCCUGUGGAUUCGACGUGCGACACGUCUGUUCAACCAUGGUUGAUCGAUUGAAAAGCGAAUUCGGCUUAGAGCUCUAUUCGGCCUUGGAGUAUGAAUUUGUAGUGCUAAAAGACAGACAGAAGAUGAACGAAGGACCUCAUAUCUACUCGCCUGUCCGAAUGAAGAAAAUGGAGAAACUCUGUUUCACGGCGACAGAGAGACUGAAAAAGGCGGGCAUAAUAGUUGAGGCCAUGAACCCAGAGUUCGGACCGGGUCAGUACGAGAUGACCAUGCAGCCGGCCAUGGGAGUGAAGGGAGCAGACAAUGCACUGAUGUUCAAACAGUGUAUCCGGGAGACAGCUAUGGACCAUGAUCUAUGGGUCACUUUCAUGUCAUGUCCUUUUCCAAGUUUUUCGAGGGCGGGUUUGCGGCGUUCAACAUCUGUUAUGGCCAUGAGCACAGAGGCUGCAUGUUGAGAGUAAAGAAGAGCAAGACUACCAAUACCUUCCUGGAGUUCCGCAGUCCCGGCUCAGCUGCGAACCCCUAUCUUGUCAUGGCAGCUGUGGUUGCUGCUGGAAUGGAUGGACUACGCAACAAGCUAGAGCCCCCUCCCAUAGGCUUCAGCCCCGAGAAGCAGCUACCCCGGACCCUGGAAGCAGCUCUGGAUGCUCUGGAAAGUGAUGAGUACAUGCGGGAGACUCUCGGAGAGGAUCUCACUGAGCCCUUCUUGAUUCUGAAAAGACAGAAGGACCUUCCUGUUAAAAGCCAGGAAGACCAGUUCAACUUCUACUCAGAGCUCAUCUAAACUUAAAAAAUGCUAAGAAUUGAAAAGUAAAAUUAUUCACUAACAAAAGUAUAGGUGGUAACCUGAUAAAUGCAUUGAUAAGUAAUAGUGUCA